Molecule: messenger RNA, 1156 nt
Organism: Polypterus senegalus (gray bichir)
Lineage: Eukaryota; Metazoa; Chordata; Cladistia; Polypteriformes; Polypteridae
Product: protein kinase C eta type-like
Exons: 4
Coding region: 155-820 (221 amino acids)
Biological process (GO): protein phosphorylation
Molecular function (GO): protein serine/threonine kinase activity; ATP binding
Source: RefSeq, a predicted model, not a curated record
GACACAUUCAUGAAUGGCAUUGUUGUUAGCAUUAGGACGUCUUCAAAUGGAUGCAUGUCCUAAGGUGCAAAUAUAAGGAUGUUCUAGUCAUCAAAUCGUUGACACAAGCUGUUUGUUACCACUGAACCUUCAUGAAAGGAGAUGGGUCUCAGUCAUGUUCACCCUACAUGCAAAUUCUGUCUGUUCUCCUACCAGGGACCUCAAACUAGACAAUGUGUUACUGGACAAGGAUGGCCACUGCAAGCUGGCUGACUUUGGGAUGUGCAAGGAAGGAAUGUUUAAAGGGAUGGCAACAGGGACCUUCUGUGGAACGCCCGACUACAUUGCCCCAGAGAUCCUACAGGAGAUGUUAUAUGGACCUUCUGUGGACUGGUGGGCUUUGGGCGUCCUUCUGUACGAAAUGCUGUCAGGUCAUGCACCUUUUGAGGCAGAGAAUGAAGAUGACCUCUUUGAGUCAAUCCUCAAUGAGGAGAUCACCUAUGCAUCCUGGCUGAGCUCCUGUGCUGUGGACAUUCUGCAAGCAUUUCUGACAAAAAAUCCUGCCAAGCGACUGGGAUGUGUCGAUGCCCAAGGUGGUGAGAAUGCUAUACCUAAUCAUCCGUUCUUCAGUAAAAUCAACUGGGAGAUGCUGAACCAAAGAAAUCUGGAGCCACCAUUCAAGCCUAGAAUUAAAUCAUAUGAUGAUGUGAACAACUUUGACCCAGACUUCACCAAAGAGGAGCCCAUCCUGACACCCAUCGAAGACCAGAUGUUCCAUACUGUCAACCAAGAUGAGUUCAGACACUUCUCAUUCACUCGGGCGGACUUGAUCAGUUUGUGACCUGCUGGGAGCUACUCAGUGCCAACCCAUAUGCCAACCUGACAAAGUUUUGUUUACUUAAUUUCAAUAUUUAAUAAAAGGACCAGCAAAUAUGCUGUACUUGAACACAUGGACUACUUUCUGGGUGUUAGCUUUGUACUGUAGUUGUUGCUUCAGUGAUAUUUAUUAACAAGUAGAUGGCAAGGAAACUUGGAGAUAUGUUCAACAAAGAGCCACUUGUAUUUUUGAUGAACAACAGGCAUAUUGUUAUUUAAGGCUUUUUAGCCAAUUUUCACCAGUAUUUGCAACAUGAGGGAUUAUUGUUAUUUAAAUAAAAUUGACAUUUUGUUGACUUUC